UUCACACGAUUGGCUUCAGCUAUCGUGUGGGCACUUCGUCAGUGUGUAGGAUAGUGCGGGAGGUAGCCAGUGCCAUCUGGACUGCUUUGGUGGAGGAGGAGAUGUCUGUUCCCAAGAGGGCAGACUGGAGCACCAUGGCCGAGCAGUUUGAGUGGCGCUGGAACUUCCCCAACUGCAUCGGAGCGAUUGAUGGGAAGCAUGUUGUGAUACAAGCUCCAGGUAACUCUGGCUCCUUGUAUUACAAUUACAAGGGCACCUUCUCCCUGGUCCUCCUCGCCGUAGUGGACGCCGACUACCUCUUCCGGGUUGUGGAUGUUGGAGGCUACGGCAGGACGAGUGACAGCGGCUCCCUCCGUAACUCCGCGUUUGGGGAAGCUCUUCGCGAUGGCACCCUUGACCUCCCUCCCGCCCGCGUCAUCUCCGGCGCAGAGCAGCGGGGGCCACUUCCUCACGUGUUUGUGGGGGAUGAGGCGUUCCCACUCAUGACCCACCUGCUGCGGCCAUUCCCUGGACAACAUCACACUCAGGAGAAGCGAGUGUUCAACUACCGCCUCAGCCGGGCUCGUCUGGUAGUGGAAUGUGCCUUCGGGAUCUUGGCAUCUAGGUGGCGCAUGUACCGGAGCGUGAUUGGCACCAGUCCUGAGGUAGCUGAGGUGUGUGUGAGGGCCACCUGUGUGCUGCACAACUUUCUCGAGAGGAAGAAGCUGCAGGGUAGAAGACGAGGGGUGGAACCGAACAUCGAGCCAUCGACUGAUCCUGAAGCCCUGCGUGAUGCACCCAGGAUGGGCUCCAACAACGCCACCAGACUGACCAUCCAGAUGCGGGAGGCCUACUGUGCGUUCUUCAAUGAGGAGGGUGCAGUGCCAUGGCAGCCAAGAGCCUAGCAACACAAAGGCUCUUCAACCAAACAGCUCUUUUAAGAGCUACCCAUAUCUUAAGAAAAGAAGCAUAUUCAAACUACACCUGCACCUUCCUAUACCUGCGUAUACAUUGUACAUUUGCUCAAGGUUAAGUUUUAAAAGUAAAUGUAAUAAUGAUUGAUAAUGAUUUGGUUUUGUUUUUCACAGAUGACCCGAGCCAGCUUUCAAGAAUCCCUAUUGUCUUUCUGCAAGUGUACUGAAUAAUUAUUAAUGUGCUAAUAUUAAUAUAACAUAAUUCCACUUCCAAAUUAUAAUGUAUUAUAACUGUAUUAUAAAAGGAACACAUCACAAUCAAAGUAUUUUUUUUUAAUUAAGAACACACAGAACAACAGAACAACAAAACGACAGAAACACCAUAAUUUAACACCAUAACAAACAUAACCUCAGUCACUCAGUCACUGUCAUUCUCCCUAACCUCCCCCUGUAGCGCCGCCAUAUCUGCCCUGGAAACGAUCUGGUACACCUCGUACCGCACCAUGGCUCUAUUAGCACUUGAGAGCCUUCUCAUGGCAGGG
Molecule: messenger RNA, 1435 nt
Organism: Gadus chalcogrammus (walleye pollock)
Lineage: Eukaryota; Metazoa; Chordata; Actinopteri; Gadiformes; Gadidae
Exons: 1
Coding region: 102-884 (260 amino acids)
Source: RefSeq, a predicted model, not a curated record